CAUGGCCGUUUCGUAGCGUGACCGGUUUGACUUAUAAUCAAGACUUAAAGCGUCUUAUGUUCGUGAUAAGUAAUAUAAAUAUUGUAUGAUUAUAUUUGUUACACAUUAGGAUACCAUCUACAGAAUCAUGUCUGGUAUUAGUCAUCAAAGACUUCUUGAAAUGGAGGCGGAAAUGGACAGGUUCGAAGCUGAAAUUGUGUCUGAACCUGCUGCCAACGACCUGCCUAGGGUGAUUGGUUCCCACACAUAUCAUGAGGUAUCUGCACAGCUCAAGCUACUGCGAGCACAGUCUGGUAUGUCAGACGAGGAGUGCAAAAGAACACAACAACAGAUUGCGGGUCAGCUGAAGGCACUUCGUGAGGCCUCAGAAAGACAAGCCAGGCGUGUCAGUGAGGAGGAAGAGGAGGAGGAGGAUGCUGACAAGUAUAACAUCGGUAAGGCCUCAGAGAGACAGGCUAGGCGUGUCAGUGAGGAGGAAGAGGAGGAGGAGGAUGCUGACAAGUAUAACAUAGUUGGUCGCAACGAGCCUCCAGCCAAGAAGCCAAUGUUGGACCCCAGUAUAUCUAUGCUUCCACCACCACCACCACCGCCCAUCAUGUCAGCUCCGACUCCCACACCAUCCUUCGUCCCACACCAGAUUCGACAUAGAGCACCACCCCCUCCUCCACCCCCAUCGCACCCGGGCGGUCCUGGGGGAAUGAGUGGCCCUCCUGGGGCUGGGAUGAGAAUGAGGCCGCCACCCCCUCCCCCACAGCACAUGCAAGGACGACCUCCCUUUGGAGGGCCCCAUGGUCCCAUGCACGGCGGGCCACAGCAUGGGGGUCCUGGACCAGGCUUUCAUCCAGGGAUGGGCCCAAUGAGGCCAAUGGGACCUGGAGGACCAAUGAGAAUGCCUGGCCCGCCCCGGCCUGGAUUCAUGCAUGGCCCCCCCACCCAAAUGGGGGGCGGUGGACCAAUGAACCAGUCCCCAAUGUACGGGGUCAGUUCAGGUCAGGGUCAAGGGCACAUGGAGAAUGUGCCACCACCUAAAAAGGAGGAAGAGAAGCCUAGGGUGAUUUAUGCUUCGGCACCUGUACUAACUGUGCCCCUGAAAGAAAAGAAGAAAAAGAAGAAGAAAGGUGAUAAGGAUGGUGGCAGUAAGGAAGAAAAGGAUAAGUCAGGUGAGGGUCAUUCUGAGACGGCUGGUCCCUCUCUGCCCAGCAGUCUGGCCUCGUACACCAUCACAAUGCCACCUCCGGUGGACAACAUGCAGGUAGCAGACAUGGAGCUGGAUGGAACAGCAAUUCCGACCAAAAAAGAAAGGAAGAAGAAAGAGAAAAAGUUUGUACGAAUGGCUGCCGGCACAACCUGGGAGGACCAGUCUCUCUCUGAAUGGGAUCCAGAUGAUUUCCGGGUAUUCUGCGGAGAUUUAGGCAACGAAGUCACAGAUGAGGUCCUGUCAAGGGCAUUUAACAAAUAUUCAUCAUUUGUAAAGGCAAAAGUGGUGAGGGACAAGAGAUCUAACAAAACGAAAGGCUACGGAUUUGUAAGCUUCAAAGACCCCAAUGACUAUGUACGGGCCAUGAGAGAAAUGAACGGUAAAUAUGUUGGGAAUCGACCAAUCAAGCUUAGAAAAAGCAACUGGAAAGAGAGAAAUAUUGAAGUCGUGAAAAAGAAGGAUCGCGAAAAGAAACGUCUGGGACUUAAAUGAGGACUUUUAGGUGUAAAAGUAAUGUCUUUUAAAACACAUAGGAGAAGAAGUGGCAUAAUCUCCAAAUAUCAAGAUUAUCAUUUGUUUAAUAUGGAAAUGUGUCAACCAUCAUUUUGUGACGUAGAGUCUUUGUAUGAUUAAGCAAAUUUGAUUGAGAUUAACAGACAUUUGAGCUGGACUAUUCACCAUUGGCUGUUGUUUACAUUCUUUCUGAUCAAGUUUUUAUAGGGGGUUAUUUUAAGUGCAAACCUUUUUAAGUAUGACAUCCUUAUACAGUCAAUCUUGUGCUUUAGACCACUUGAAUUAAGCGACUUUUGUCUUAUGAGACCAAUUUGAAUCCCGUCCGAGCUUUUUUACUAUAUUUUCAUAUUGUAUUAAGCGACUUUUGUCUUACGCGACCAGAGACCGCUGAUUUUAGUGUAUUUUUAUGUCCAAGUCUUGAAUUAAGCGACCACUUUGAGGUAAACAUGGUAAAUCUGUUGACCGUUCAGGGACAAAUAAGUGCUAAUUGCUUAUCAAUGUCGAUAAGAUUAACGAUUACACCUUCAUUUAUUUUGAUUUCACACCAGCCAUUUUCCUUUGUCUCGAUGACCGGUUCUGACCGGUGUUAACGCUGACUGCGUAUCAAUUUUUAGUGUUGAAUAAUACAGCGAGGUAUUGCCAACAGUCUACGGGUUAAAGAUUUUACUAUCUGGGACGUUAAGUGACACAUUUGAUCGCCGAUUUUAUUGCAGAAACGAUGCGCCGACACGACAAACAUUUUCACAGCGUUCUCGAGAUGUGUAAAAAAAAACCUAUUAAUUGGUAACAUGUGUCGAAAUCAGUUCAUUAAAAAAUUGUAAUUGCUAUUAUGCUAAUUAGUUUGUGUUAGCAAAUUUUUCAAUCAAGCCUGUUUAUUUAGUUUUCAAUCGACGUGUUUUAUUUAUUUAGCUAUGUACCAUAAUCAAGACUGAUUUCCAUUAGCUUACAUGCAGAAAUUAAAAUGUCAAAACGGAACGUUAAAUGAGACAAUUUGGGUUACUUGGAAGUGUCUAAGAGAAAAAGUGCACGUAAAUUAAAUCUCGAAUGAGUUUCAAGUCGGAAAACCCAAAUUCUCCAUGCAAACCAUAUACAUUGUAUUUUAAUUUAAUUCUAAAUACAUUCAAUUAGAGAAAACAAAUAAAUCUAAUUUUAAGUAAAA
Dreissena polymorpha is the source of this 2870-nucleotide messenger RNA. Its product is annotated as RNA-binding protein 42-like. Gene Ontology annotation, molecular function: mRNA binding. NCBI's taxonomy places the organism in Eukaryota, Metazoa, Mollusca, Bivalvia, Myida, Dreissenidae. The coding region runs from base 128 to 1690 and encodes 520 amino acids. The record is from RefSeq and is a predicted model, not a curated record. The transcript has 9 exons.